This is a messenger RNA of Linum tenue, 3441 nucleotides long. NCBI's taxonomy places the organism in Eukaryota, Viridiplantae, Streptophyta, Magnoliopsida, Malpighiales, Linaceae. The record is from the annotation of a GenBank genome assembly.
CCCUAUAUGAGUUAAUUCGAUAGAAAAAUUGAUGUGAAAAUGAAAAGGAAGAUUCCACGUCCCAUUCCGCUUGUUUCUUCGCCAGCUACUCAAAAUCCCCGGCGGCACGGCCAUUUUUAUUCGACGGCGUCGAAUGCUAACCUCCGAACUUGGUUCGACAAGUAUUUCGAGAAGACUAAUGUCCAUGCCUGGAACUCCCUCAUCGCUGACCUUGCUCGCAGCGGCGACUCCCUCGAGUCACUUCGCGCCUUCUCUUCCAUGCGAAAGCUCAAUCUUAUCCCAAACCGCUCUACCUUUCCUUGCGCCAUCAAAGCCUGCUCUGCCUUGUCUGAUGUUCGCUCCGGCCAACAAGCCCACCAACAGGCUUUGGUGUUCGGCUUCGAAUUCGACCUCUUCGUGUCAUCCGCACUGAUCGAUAUGUACUCCAAAUGCGGCCAAUUGGGCGAUGCUAAAAACCUGUUCGACGAAAUUCCUCAAAGAAACAUCGUCGUUUGGACGUCGUUGAUCAAUGGGUAUGUUCAGAAUGAGUAUCCGCUCCGAGGUUUAUCCUUGUUUAAGGAGCUCUUGAGCCGUGGUGAUGACGACGAUGAGAGUUCAGUCGACUCGUUUGCUAUGGUUUCGGUUUUGACGGCUUGCUCUCGUCUCUCUGCGGAGGGGAUGACCGAAGGCCUACAUGGGUUCGUUGUGAAGUGUGGGUUCGAUAGAGAUGUAGGAGUUGGUAAUACUUUGCUGGACGCAUAUGCCAAGGGAGGUUCCGUGGGAAUGUCUAGAAAGGUGUUUGAUGGAAUGACUGAUAGAGAUACAGUGUCUUGGAAUUCUAUGAUCACCGUGUAUGCUCAAAGUGGCUUAGCUAGAGAGGCUUUUGAAGCUUUCAGCGCAAUGGUAAAAGGUGGCCUCACCCGAUACAAUGCAGUGACAUUAUCCACAUUAUUGCUAGCUUCUGCACAUUGUGGAUCAUUGCGAGCAGGCAAGUGCGUACAUGAUCAGGUCAUAGUGAUGGGUCUGCUGGACAAUGUAGUCGUGGGAACCUCUGUCAUAGACAUGUACUGCAAAUGUGGGCAAGUUCAGAUGGCUAGGAAGUCAUUCGAUGUCAUGGAGGUGAAAAAUGUAAGGUCUUGGACAGCUAUGAUUGCAGGGUAUGGUAUGCAUGGUCUUGCGAGAGAAGCCUUGGAUGUUUUCUAUCAAAUGUUAGGGGUUGGUGUAAGACCAAAUUACAUAACUUUCAUAUCGGUACUGGCUGCUUGUAGCCAUGCUGGUCUGGUAGAUGAAGGCAGGCAUUGGUUUAACGUUAUGAACCAUCAGUUUCAAGUGGAACCCAGGUUAGAACAUUAUAGUUGCAUGGUUGAUCUUCUUGGCCGAGCAGGUCAUCUUCACGAGGCAUAUGAUCUGAUAAAGAGGAUGAAGGUGAGGUCUGAUUUCAUCCUCUGGGGUUCUCUGCUAGCAGCAUGCAGAAUCCACAAGAAUUUGGAGCUAGCGGAGAUUUCAGCUCAAAGGUUGUUCGAACUAGACCCGAGUAAUUCCGGAUAUUAUGUAUUGCUUUCCCAUAUAUAUGCAGAUGCUGGGAGAUGGAAAGAUGUUGAGAGGAUGAGAGAGCUCAUGAAAGAUAGUGGCCUGGUCAAGACUCCUGGUUUCAGCUUAAUCGAACUCAAUGGCAGAGUGCAUGUUUUCUUGGUUGGAGAUAAGGAGCAUCCUCGCCACGAGGACAUUUACCGCUAUCUGGAGGAACUUGGGGUGAAGCUGCAGCGAGCUGGUUAUGUACCUGAUAUGACUUCUGUCCCACAUGACAUUGAUGAGGAAGAGAAGGAAGUAAAUCUGAGAGGCCAUAGUGAGAAGCUAGCAGUUGCCUUCGGGAUUAUGAACUCGGUUCCUGGAGCAAUGAUUCAAGUUAUGAAGAAUCUAAGGGUCUGUGGGGAUUGUCAUACUGUGAUUAAGCUGAUAUCCAAGAUUGUGAAUCGAGAGAUAAUAGUAAGAGACUCAAAGCGUUUUCACCACUUCAAAGAUGGUUUUUGUUCAUGUGGAGAUUAUUGGUAACCAUCAAUGCCAAUUCUCGAUUAAAGUUAUAUACAGUAUAUGAUCUGGUUGGAUCUGGGAAAGCGACUAUAAUCAAUCUGUAUAUUCUCUUCUGAAGAGCUUGUCCCAAAGUUGGUGCAACUUUGAAGUUGAUGAUCGAUGAUUCUUCUUCCCCAUUUCAUAGAAGCUGAUAGAAUCCUGGAGGGCCAUAUUCUGACGCUUCAAAUGUUCAACCUGUGAUUGAAGCCUGGAGAUAGUCACUUUCUUCUCGACAUUUCUCCUUGCCAACUCUGCCUGCUGCCACAGAUUCUCCUCCAUCAGCUUUGCAACUUGAAACUUGAGCUCAGCCCAGUCUGGUUCUCUGUCAUCAGUGCCCUGCGAAUGCAUUGGCUGGGUGAUUAGGUUCACCAUGAUCUCAUUAUCUGUGGCAGCAGCAUCUGGUGGAUAAGAACUUUCAGCUGCCAGCACUUGAUCUUCAGAGGCUCCUCUAGACAUUGAGCUGGAUUCAUGGCAUAGAUUUGACGACAGCAGGUGGUCGCAUCUUUCAGCUAAAGAACUGUAAGAUGCCCCAAACCCUUCAAGCUUUGGGAUUCGUUCUGGUGCAUUCUUACUGCUUUUAGUCAUAGAGGAAGAAAUUAGCUAGAAGGUUUUGGUUUUACCUGAGAGAGUGUGGUGAAGCCUGAGGGCUGAGGGGGUUGCUGCUGCCUCCAUGUCCCAAGUGCUGGAAGAAUGUUCCAUGUUGUUCGUUUGGUUCAGUCAUAUUUAAUUUUGCUGCAGAGAAUCUCUCUUGGCCGGCAGAGCACGAAACCUGCCGCAGGAAACCAAAUGCACACGUUAAGAAUGGACUUUUGUGGUUCAGUAAGGUCUGGCUAGAGAUUGUUUCCUUUAGUAGUUGGACUAUCUGGUUUCGUUAAUUCAUGGUGGUUAGGGAUGGCAACAAAACCCGAACCCACGGGUACCUUACCCGACCCAACUCGGUCAACGCGAGUAAAACUCGUAUUGACGGGUUUUGGGUCGGGUUUGGGUUUAAACCCGCUACAUCACCAUCGGGUUGGAUUUGCGUUUAGGCAAACCCGCCCCAUGGGUACCCGUCCACACUCAUAUAAUUAAUGUUUUCGGUAGAUUUAAUAUUCUAAACAAUAUAUCUUCCUUAAACAACUAAUCUUCUUUAUGUUUUUGGAGGCAUGUGUAAUUUUUUCUUUCUAAUUGUGUACGAUGAAGUUGAUAUUAUGGAGUGGAAACUGGAGAGUGAAGAAGCUUAGUUGACAAGGAGGAAUGAGCUGUCAAUUAAUCAUGUUGUUUAUAGAUGUUUAUCUUUAAUUUUAAACAAUUUGUAUCGAUAAUUUGUGGUUUGCUUGUAUGCUCUAGAUUGGUGUUUUUUUGUAUGGAAAAUUUUUAUGAGAAAAUUGAUGUUAGACUUUUAUUUGGAAG